CAGACUCGCAGGGCAAUGACAUUAAAGUCACUGCUGAGAGCACUGGUGAACAUGCCUCCUCACUACCGCUACCUUUGCAUCAGCCACCUCAUUGGAUGGACAGCCUUCCUGUCCAACAUGCUGUUCUUCACAGAUUUCAUGGGCCAGAUUGUGUACCGCGGGGAUCCCUAUAGUGCACACAACUCCACAGAGUUUCUCAUCUACGAAAGAGGAGUCGAGGUUGGAUGUUGGGGCUUGUGCAUCAACUCCGUGUUUUCCUCACUUUAUUCUUACUUUCAGAAAGUUUUGGUAUCCUACAUUGGAUUAAAGGGUCUUUACUUCACGGGAUAUUUGCUGUUUGGCCUGGGGACGGGAUUUAUUGGGCUCUUCCCGAAUGUCUACUCCACCCUGGUCCUGUGCAGCCUGUUUGGUGUAAUGUCCAGCACCCUGUACACUGUGCCCUUUAACCUCAUUACUGAGUACCACCGCGAGGAAGAAAAGGAGGUGUGCUGUCAUUGAACCUCUGCCUUGGGUAACAUCCAGACUCAUCUGAAGGCUGGGGAGGAUUUGGUAGCAAUGUGUAGAGCAGAGCUGGAAAAUAAGGGUUCUUGAAACAGCAACAGUCAAAUGCCCAACCAACUGCAACCAUGAUCUGGUACAGGCAUGCUCACCAGCCCAGCCCAGCCCAGCUGUCCUGUCCUCCUUAUUCUCAACUCCUGCUCACUUAGGGAGCUGUAGGGCAAGAAGUGUUACUCCCAUUUUUCUAAUUAGAAAAAGGCUUGGUGAGGCUGAGAAACCAGCCCACAAUUACACAAAGACAAAAAAAGGGGGACCCAGGUCUUCUGUAACCACCUCAUAGGUCUCCCUGGUGCCACCUGCAGCAUUUCUAGAUACCGACAAUAAGGGUCUCCCUAUCCCCAACUUUCAGAGGUACAUAGUGGAAUUUCUUGGCAUUAUUUGCUGAGGGUAGGAAAGUCCUAGGCAAUGGAGUCCAGAUUUUAGUAAGUCAGACCCCAUGUGUGAGAAGGAAAGCUGGAAUCAUGGGUGGUAAUCCCCACUUUGCUGCCCUGAGCGGGACCUGUGCCAUUUAAACCUUGGAACGCAACUAGUGAACAAGCGCCUAUGCAGUGCUUAUAACAGAGUUGGUGUUUCCACUCUAAAAUUACCACCUCUUCUUAUCAAAAUUUGCAACUUUCUUCCUGUGAAAAUAGGCUUAUAGUUCCUUAACUGGAGCAAUGAUAUAAAAGCUACAGAGAUAACUCCAAGUUUAAUCCAGCUCAGCAUGAAACUGCAAAAACACUGAACAUAUAACCAUCAGACUAUAAUUCUGGCCAUGUUUUUCAUCAUUUGAUCUGGCAGCAGGGCAGAGGUGCACCAGGAGUAAAAACCUUUCAAAAAAGAGGUGUGGCUUUCCUCAUCCCCUGGCAAACAUUGUCACCAAGGUGGGAUGUUGCUGCUAAUGGGAGAGUCAUCAUAAAAAACUGUCCCUACAAGGAGAGUGUUACAUGGUGUUGGGGGAAGAAAACCUACGCUUCAGGCUCAGAGAAACCUGGAUUCAAAUCCUGCCUCUCUCACUUGGAAGCUGUGUUACACUGGGGAUGUUAUUUACUUGUUUAUUAGUUAGCACUUAGAAUGAGUUCAUUUUUAGGUGAGAUAAUAUAUUCACAAUGAUACACAAAAGUGCACACUGUGUGCUCCCUUUACCAUUUACUAUCUCCCUCCAGCCCCAACGUGUUACCACUCUUACUAGUUUUUUGUUAAUCUUUCCGGCAUUUUUAAAUAAAAACCAAGCAAAUGUAAA
This is a messenger RNA of Homo sapiens (human), 1780 nucleotides long. RefSeq names its product solute carrier family 45 member 2 (gene SLC45A2). Gene Ontology annotation, biological process: lysosomal lumen pH elevation; transmembrane transport; hexose transmembrane transport. The record is from RefSeq and is marked reviewed. Gene Ontology annotation, cellular component: melanosome membrane. Gene Ontology annotation, molecular function: transmembrane transporter activity; D-glucose:proton symporter activity; sucrose:proton symporter activity. Lineage: Eukaryota; Metazoa; Chordata; Mammalia; Primates; Hominidae.